Molecule: messenger RNA, 1496 nt
Organism: Symbiodinium sp. CCMP2456
Lineage: Eukaryota; Dinophyceae; Suessiales; Symbiodiniaceae
Source: the annotation of a GenBank genome assembly
GAUUGCAGCCACAUGCACUGGCCCCUCUGUCCGCUAAUGGCCUUGAGACGUGCCUCGGAGUCCCCGCUGAGCUUUCGGGAGUGGUAGUGGAUGCUUCGAACUCGAAAGCACCCUCAGAGAGCUUUGUAUCGAACGGCUCCCGGGAUGUUGUCAACCCACAUCUGGAGACUUACAUUCAGAUCUUGGCAUCGAUGCACCCGACGAGGCCAGACAUCGUCCGAGGGAUUCCGGUGUGCCAAGCUCUGCAGCGCACACCACGCAUGUGGGCCCGUGGAGAUCUCGACGCUCUCCAUGUGUACAGCAAGGCGGUGCUCGAACUCGACGAGUUUUGGUCCCACAGCUGGCGCACGCCGGGGUGGCUGAAGUACGUCAGCAUACUGUUCUUGCACAGCAGUUUCCCUGCUUGUGUGGUGGGUACACUGAUUGCCUUAGCAUCCUUCGUGCUGUCUGUGGCUGAUAUCCUUCCGACGUGGGCUAGGGGGGAGUAUGAAUCCGGAUGGUGCGUCCUCACGGGUGCUGUGAGCUACUACCUGACUUUGCUGCUUUGGCGCAGGGAGAAGUUGGCUUUCCUCGACAUUGCCUGCAUCAAUCAGGUAGACGACCAGCUGAAGACUGAGGGCUUGGUCAGCAUGGGUGCUAUAUUGAAGCGCUCGAAGUCGCUUUUGGUUCUUUGGGAUUCCUCUUACACCUCUAGGUUUGUUGGCCCCACAUUACUGCUGGGGCACCUCGGUUUGAGCAUACUCCUGCUAGCCUUCGAAUUUUCGCAGCUGCCAAUGAUUCCUUGGGGUACUAUAAUCAUAUGUGGUCUGUGCUUCCCCUGCUUCACAGCGCUCGCAUAUGUGGUCCUCGAACAUUGUCGCAGCAUAGAUGUGGUGCAGAAUCAAGUCCGCUAUUUCACCAUUGAGCAAGCUUUGUGCUACUGCUGUUCCUGCGGUCACACCGACCCUCUCACAGGUGAGCCCACGAUGUGUGAUCGAAGCAUUCUGAUUCGUUGCAUUUCGUCGUUUGGCUCCGCCGAGCAGUUCGAGACUUUGGUGCGGCACCAUGUCCACCAACUUGCGAAUAACGUUUUCUCAUAUUGGCGCAUUUUGCAGGCAAUCAGCCCUCUGUUUUGGGUAUUUCUCGACUUCUGGAUUGGGCCCAUCGCAAGGGACUUUGUGCCAGUAGACAUCGUGAUUGCAGCUGUGAUAUUUUGCAUGAUGAUGAUACCAAGCAUAGUUCUGAUUCUACUCCGAUUGGCCUACAAGUUUCGAAACCUUGCCGCUGGGGUGCGACAGCAGCUGAUGCUGUCAGUGGGACUGGUAUCGAUAGGCAUGCUGCUUUUCGCGACGCUGAUGGCGGCGGACCGUGCAAGCGCGGCGCUCUCGUGGCAUCUUUGCGGUUAUGCAACUCCUGGGUAUGCGACUCUUUUGAUACUUUCGGGUAUCCUCAGUGUCUUGCUGUGGCGCUGCUUGCCUUUGAUUGACACGCAAAAUAUCUGUCCAGACGUGCGGUGA